Protopterus annectens (West African lungfish) is the source of this 6387-nucleotide messenger RNA. RefSeq names its product semaphorin 3B (gene SEMA3B). The coding region runs from base 803 to 3106 and encodes 767 amino acids. The transcript has 18 exons. Gene Ontology annotation, biological process: neural crest cell migration; negative chemotaxis; semaphorin-plexin signaling pathway. NCBI's taxonomy places the organism in Eukaryota, Metazoa, Chordata, Ceratodontiformes, Protopteridae. Gene Ontology annotation, molecular function: chemorepellent activity; semaphorin receptor binding. The record is from RefSeq and is a predicted model, not a curated record.
CCCUUUGGAACGCUCCCCUCCCCUCCCCCGGGGUGCUUUGUGUUUUCUGCACACACCCCUCUCCAAGAGCCCGGGCUCCAGUCCCUGGAGUAAUUUAUGCGCAGUGCCUUCACUGGUGUCAAGUGCAUAAGGUGUGACACGAGUGUGUCGGGCUAGCCGUGCGUCUGGUCACUGAGAACAGAGUUAGACAGCGUGACAGGGACACGGUACAAAGGCAGGACUACAGAGUGGCGUUAAAUAACUUGGGAAAACGGCCACUGAACUCGGAAAGAAACCGACUUUGGAAGGAAUUCGCAAUUCAUUCCCUUCGCCUUUUCUAUAUUUUUUCUGCGCAUAGUUCCAGUAGCACUUGCUAUUAAAGCACUCAGCGGAGCAGCUCUGCUAUCUACAUAACUUCCAAAGGAAAUAACCUGCUUUUUGGAAAUCUUAUCCAUUUAACAUUUAGCAAAGUGCUUCCGAUUGGUAGUUUUACACUUUUUUGACUUUUCUAUCUGGAGUAGUAUCCCAUCUUUCAGAUAGUCACCGUUAACUACUGGAUUACUUUAUUGGACGUGCUGGAAUAAUCCUUUAGCAGCAGCAUACGGAGAUGAACCUGCAGAGCUGUACUAUCUGCGUGAGCAGGAAAGCAGGGAUCUUGCAGUAGGCAGCAGCAGAGAUGGAACAAUAACAUUUCUGAAUAACCAAACGCAACGGGUGGACCUGCUAGCCCCUGGGAAGGUUCACAGUGAAAAGAGUUUCAAUGAAAUGAAAGGAUAAAUACCUGCAUAGUUCAGAACAGAUUUCCUGGUGCCAGAGAAGAGAUAUGGCUUCUGUCUUCAAUUUGUUCAGCAUUUGUUUUCUUUCUGUUCAUGUUGUUGGCAGUGAAAGUAAAAUAGCGCUCACCAGUCCUCGCCUUAAACUGUCUUAUCAAGAUUUACUAACAUCUAAUGGGUUAACAACAUACAGAAUUGAAAGAUCUUGCUGUUACAGUACUCUUUUACUUGAUGAAGAAAGAAAUCGUUUGUUUGUUGGAGCGAAAAAUUUCUUAGCAUCUCUUAACUUGGAUAAUAUUAGCAAACAUGAACCUGAGAUUCAUUGGCCAGCUCCUGUGGAGUGGAGAGAGGAAUGUAAUUGGGCAGGCAAAGACAUCAAUUCUGAAUGCAUGAAUUUCGUAAAAGUACUACACCCUUACAACCGAACACACCUCUAUGCCUGUGGAACAGGGGCAUUCCACCCAAUCUGUACUUAUGUGGAAGUUGGACAAAGAACAGCGGAACUUCAGUUUAGGAUUGACUUAAGUAAAACUGAAGAUGGGAAAGGAAAAUGCCCCUAUGAUCCCAAAUAUCGUUCUGCAUCAGUACUUGUGGGUGAGGAGUUGUAUUCUGGUGUAGCAACUGAUCUGAUGGGUCGUGACUUCACAAUAUUUCGUAGCCUUGGACAUCGUAACUGUCUUCGGACUGAGCAGCAUGAUUCUCGGUGGCUAAAUGAACCAAAGUUUGUCAAUGUGUUCUGGAUUCCAGAGAGCAAUAAUCCUGAAGAUGAUAAGAUCUAUUUCUUCUUCCGUGAAACGGCAGUGGAAAGUCAUGGUCUAGGAAAAGUUUCUUAUGCAAGGAUUGGUCAGAUCUGUCGGAAUGAUAUUGGAGGACAGAGGAGCUUGGUUCAUAAGUGGACAACAUUCCUUAAGGCCAGACUGGUUUGCUCUGUUCCAGGCACUGAUGGAAGUGAUACCUACUUUGAUGAACUCCGGGAUGUCUUCAUGCUUCAAACAAAAGAGAAAAGGAAUCCCCUUAUAUAUGCAGUUUUCUCAACAUCAAGUGCCGUUUUCAAGGGCUCCGCUGUCUGUAUGUACACAAUGAAUGAUAUUAGGAGAGCAUUUCUUGGACCAUUUGCUCACAAGCAGGGACCAAAUUAUCAAUGGAUUCCAUAUCAAGGAAAAGUCCCUUACCCUCGCCCUGGAACAUGUCCUAGUAAAACGUUUGGAACACUUGAAUCCACCAAAGAAUUUCCUGAUGAUGUUUUACAGUUUGCCAGAAACCAUCCAUUGAUGUAUAAUCCUGUUUAUCCAGUGAACCAACGGCCUAUUCUAAUUCAGACCAAUGCAGAUUAUACCUUCACACAGAUUGCUGUGGACAGGGUGCCUGCUGCAGAUGGACAGUAUGAUGUAAUGUUUAUAGGAACAGAUAUUGGCACUGUACUGAAGGUAAUUGUUGUGCCCAGAGAGAGGUGGCACCAUACAGAAGCCCUUCUGCUAGAAGAACUACAGGUAUUUAAGAACUCUACACCAGUUACAAACCUGGAGCUGUCAUCCAAAAGGCAACAGUUGUACAUUGGUUCAGAUCUAGGUGUUUCUCAGCUGCCUUUACAUCGGUGCAGCAGCUAUGGGAAAGCGUGUGCAGAGUGUUGUCUAGCAAGAGAUCCAUACUGUGCUUGGGAUGGCAGCAGCUGUACCCGAUACCUGCACAACACUAAAAGACGAUUUAGGCGGCAGGACAUAAGAAAUGGAGACCCCAAUACCCUAUGUUCAGGAGAACCGCACAAAGUUCGGGUGUUGGAGAGGAAACUGUAUGGUGUGGAAGGCAGCAGUGUGUUCCUUGAGUGUGUCCCUAAAUCCUUACAGGCCAAAGUCAUAUGGACAUAUCAGAAACCAAAGACCACACAGAGAGAGGAGCUUAAAACAGAUGAGCAUAUUUUGAAGACAGAGAGAGGUGUACUACUACGAAAUAUUCAGCGCAAGGAUGCUGGUGCAUAUCUAUGCCAUGCCAUGGAACAUGGAUUCACACAGACUCUUUUGCGGUACUCCAUUGAGGUGAUUAACUCAUGGCAAGUCAAAGAGCUUACCCGCAAGGAUGGCCCUAAUGACCCUAGGUAUGCCAGCCAGAAGAUCUGGUACCAAGACUUUCUUCAGCUGGUAGACCAUCCUAAUCUGAACACUGUAGAUGAGAUAUGUGAACAGGUGUGGAAGAGAAAGAACCAGCAACCAAAGCAGAGGCCUGUACCUCCACCACUCCCUGCCAAGGCCAAGCCUGACAAGUGGAAACAUUUGCCAACAUUCACAAAAGCAAGGAAUCGCAGGAUGCAUGAGAUAUCACGGUCAGAUAGAGCUCCUAGAAGUGCUGCCAUCUGGUGACUCCCACCUUCUGCUUUAUAAGAAACUUAACAAUGUGGAUUUGAUUUUUGGCUUGUAAGUGGAAUGAGCUAUUAACACUGUUAAAAGAAUGGGAAAAAAAACUGCAAACCACUAAUGGGCCAUGCUUUCAGUUUACAUUAUAAUGCAUAGAGAAGAAGAGAAGACCUUUCACAGUAUGGUAAUGACUAAGUGGGAGAACUUGAAAGUGCUGAGAAGACAGCAUUUAGUUCACAUUUCAUUGCGGUCUUGUUUAGGAUAUAGCCGGCACUUAUUAAAUCAUUCUCAGUAUCAUACAAGUAAAGCAGGGUUUUACUCUGCAUUCUUCUCCCUAACAACAGUAUGGCUGUAAGAAUAGGUACGGACUUGUUUUCAUUAAUAGUGCAUUUAUGAGUAAGGCAACUAAUUCUCAAAUAUUUGGGAAUAUUGUUAUGUGCAUUUAAUUGGAGGUAAAUCAAUAUCCAUUCCUUGUUCCAGACCAAAAGGAUAUAUGAAGCUAUUAGUUUGCCUUCCUUUCCUGUCCCUAAAACCUACCUCUUCAUCAUUAAAUUAUUUUAUGCCAGUUGUAUGUUAUUUUCUAGGCUUAGCACUUUAUAGAAAAACUGACAAAAACAUUCAAGUUGGCAAUUUUUUCACGGUACUCAUGACUUGUGUGGGUCCAAUGGCUGUAAACAUCUAAUCUGCUACACCAUAUCCCUCCUAUUGUUUGUUAGAAUAUCAAGGCAUUCUAAUAAUCUACUCUCUCUGCUCCUAUGAAAUACAUUCUGGAACAACAGCUAUUCUCAGAAAGGUCUGUAUAUCCUGUUCAGAGUGACUGUGGCACAGAAGGCAAAUUAGAUUUUCUGAGGUUCAUUCUUGUAAGACACAAAGUCUAAACCUAAAGCUUAUGAAAAGACUGACACAAUGGGCAUUCCUGCUCAGUAAAAGAACUGCUUGCAUGCUUUUGAAUUAGAUGAUUUUGUGUAAGUAUAGGUACUUUGGAUGCAUCAGUGAGUUAGAGAUUGCUGAAGAACAUCAACUUGCAAAGAACAAGAUGCAUUGCAGAUUUACUUAAAUUGACGCUGCCUUCCCUUGUGACAUUGGUUGCAGUGGACUAAGGAACAAAUUUAUAUUAUAUUAAGUUAACACAAGAAGUGCAAAUAAUUAAUCACACAUCUUACACCUCUCAUGUAUGGCCUUGUUUUCUAAGCAGGCAGAAAAGAAGUGGUGUGAGACCAAUAUCUCCCAGUUAGUAAAUCAUCAAGAUGGAAAAAUAAGGCCAAUCAUCUGUAUUGUUUUGCUUUUCAGCAUCGUAAAGGCAGAACAGCCUACACUAUAAACUCUCUUUAAACUUUCUAAAGGAAUACACAGAUAUGUAAAAUUAAAGGAAGCAUUGAAGACCUUGUCCUAGUUAAGUACAACUUAUAUCGAAAGAGUGCCAUUGCCUGUAAUUAUCCGUACAAAAACAACUUUUGUUACAUUCUUUUUUAGCAUAAGGCAACUUACUGUCAUACAGGUUACAAAUCAUCCAUGUUCUUAUUCACAUUUGUUGUUUAGUGGCACUUCCAGUCUUCAUUAUCUUGAUAUCAUAAAUACUCUUUAGCCCAUUACCUUAUGAGUUAGCAUUUCCCAUCCAGAAGCCUACCCUAUUAAAAUGAAAAGGUGUCAUUUAUCAGAGUGAUCAACUUUAAUAUGAUGUUGACAUUUAUAUUUACAUUCAAGACUGUUACAUACAACAUUAAGUUAUAUAAAAAGUCUGCCAUGGAAAUUGUCAUUAGAAGGAAAUCCACCUCUUCUAGUUGGUUUACUUUGUUGGAGAAGGAAAUCCACCUCUUCUAGUUGGUUUAUUUUGUUGGUAUACGUAAGAUUACAUUCUUUUAAGUGUUGGGAUUUGAAUGUAUGUUACUUGAUUGACUAAUUACCUGCAAUUCUGCAUUACACUGUUCAUUAGUUUGCUCCUUUAAAGAGCCUCUGACACCUUUUUACAUAAAAAUUGAGAAUGAGUUGGUCAUCUCCUUAUAAUGUAUGUCACACUAUACUUAUGGUUUCUGGUACAGAAAUAAAUUUGUUUUUAUUUUACUUUGUCGUUAAGGAUGCCUUUUUUCAAAAUUCUUAGAGCUACAAUUUACCCUUAUGACAUCCCAGGGAGUUACAUGUUUUAGUAGAAAGUAGGUGUAUAAAUGGUAGCCAUACAGAUCAACAUCUUUGGUAUGCCAUAGGCUAUGCACCAACUAUAGACUCAGAAGAUACGUACUUCUUGUAAAAAUGUACUGUCAACAAUGCACUCUAAGGAGAAUGCUUUAAAGUGAUGUUGAUUAUAUGAGAUGUAGUACAUUAAUAAAAUAAAUACAUUCUCACAUCUGAAGAAAUAACCUGAUUUUUGAUUACCCAGACUGCUUUUCUGUUCUACAUGAAAUCCUGGCCAAUAUCCCACAAAAUAUCAUUUUAAAUUUGAGGACAUAUUGCAGCAGGGGAAUUCGAAAGAAAAUAAUACAGCAGGAAACACAUGAACUAUUUUAUUAAAUAAAUUAUUUGUCAUCUGCAGUGCAACUCCUAAUGAAAUACUGUGCAAUAUUAAGCCAGUUUGAUCUGAAAAAUGUCACAUACUCUUUAAAGUUGUUUAGAAUUUUGUCUUGGAUAAAUAGAUUACCUUGGUAUAUUCAAGUCUCUUUAAUCACGAUUUUUUCUGAAUUUGGAACAUGAUAUGGCACAGAACACAUUGAAAAUAUAACUUCUGCUGGUGUGUUGAAUUUAUAGCAGCAUAGUGGCUUACAUGAGUUGAAUAAGGACAUUUGUAUUGAAAGUAGGGUUUCAUCCCAUUAUAGAAGGUAGCAGGCAGCACUUUUUUAUAUCUAAAUUAACCAGAAAAUAGGAAACUGCAAUAUCUGAAAUUAUUGUUGAUACCUGCAGACUAAACAAAACAUAUUUUUACAUAUGUGAUAUUUCUCUUUGUAGUAUUUCAGUGAUAGAAAACAAAAUAUCACUGUCUACACAGACUAGAAAGGUUCUGGACUGUAGACAUUUUUGAAAAUGAUGCUUGAAACAUAAGGAACUGUUGUGCAUCUUAUGGUGGAGUUUCUGUCAUUUAAAAAUAACUGAUAUUCUGUUUUUAUUUGCAGUCCAUACCUUGUUUUGAAAGUGUUAAUUGAUAUGACAUUCAGAAAGAAAUACCAGUGUACAUGUCCUUCUUAAGCUGUACAACAUAUGUGUGCCCAAAGACAAUCUCUUAAGUGGUGGAUAAUGGAAGUGACAUGUCUGAGGUCAAGCAGUAUGAAAAAUAAAUAAAUUAUGCAUUGCAUAAACUA